Messenger RNA from Acanthisitta chloris (rifleman), 378 nucleotides. Its product is annotated as transcription factor HES-1-like. The record is from RefSeq and is a predicted model, not a curated record. NCBI's taxonomy places the organism in Eukaryota, Metazoa, Chordata, Aves, Passeriformes, Acanthisittidae. The annotation marks the transcript as partial. The transcript has a single exon.
CAUCUGGCACAGCAGCCUCUGCACGUCCAGCUGCCUCCCGCCGCAGCUGGAGCUGUGCCCGUGCCCUGCAAGCUGAACCCUAGCGAAGCUCUGUCCCCCAAGGUCUACGGGGGUUUCCAGCUCGUCCCAGCCACCGACGGCCAGUUUGCUUUUCUCAUCCCGAAUCCUGCUUUUCCACCCAGCUCCGGACCGGUUAUUCCCCUCUAUGCCAACGCCAACGUGCCGGUGUCCGCGGGUAGUGGCUCAGGGAAUGCUGCUGCCACCCCCUCAGCAUCCCCAGUGCAGGGUUUGACAUCAUUUGGGGGCAGCAUUGGUCCAGCGUCCCAGGCUGGGAGUCCUGUUGGAGAGCGCAGUGAAUCCGUCUGGAGACCCUGGUGA